This is a messenger RNA of Colias croceus (clouded yellow), 2571 nucleotides long. RefSeq names its product M-phase inducer phosphatase 3-like (gene Cdc25). The transcript is spliced from 6 exons. Gene Ontology annotation, cellular component: nucleus; cytoplasm. The coding region runs from base 84 to 2132 and encodes 682 amino acids. Gene Ontology annotation, molecular function: protein tyrosine phosphatase activity. Gene Ontology annotation, biological process: positive regulation of G2/MI transition of meiotic cell cycle; protein dephosphorylation; positive regulation of G2/M transition of mitotic cell cycle. The record is from RefSeq and is a predicted model, not a curated record. NCBI's taxonomy places the organism in Eukaryota, Metazoa, Arthropoda, Insecta, Lepidoptera, Pieridae.
GUCGUACGGAGCGUAUCGCGUCUUGUGAUUAAAUAUAUAAUGGACUUUUAUUAUUAAUAAACAGUAAGUGAACUAUUGUGAAAAUGUGGGGCGAAAGUAGCAAACAUUGUGAGAUGAACUGUCAGUGCUCUGGGCUCAUCACAGAAAACUUCAGAAUAAAUUCCGGUAACAAUGCAACAAAACGCAAACAAGAGGAGGCCCUAUCUCACAACUACAAGAUAAAAGUUCGACCACAUUCCAUAGACUUCAAUAAACAAAGCUCCCCGAUAACACCACAGCGGAGAGUCCUCGGAGAGAUACAGUCACCUACACAACAAAACGUCUUCAACAAUAUACAGAACUCGCCUAUCACACAACGAAAAGUGUUUAGCGAUAUACAUAACUCACCCAAUAUACAAAGGAAUUCUCAACUACAAUCGAAUUCGCCGAUCACACAACGAAAAUUUAGCGAUAUCAGUUCACCAUCUCGCCGUGUGCUAGGUGACAUACAGAAUUCACCAUUUAACGGUACUCCCAAUAGAUUAGAAAAAUCACCAUAUUCACACACAGUAUAUUCACCAAAACUAACACCACUAUAUUUAAAAGAGUCACCGUUAUACAAAAAUUCGCCUACCAUGGAACGCUUGAGGUCUCCGCUAAUAGAUGCAAGGGAACGGAAACGGAAUAGAAUUUCCAGAAUAUUCGAGGAUCGAAAUAAGUUUCGUGCAAAUAAAGAGAAUGAAAGAUUCAAUAUUGAGGAAGAGACGCAGGAUUGUAUGUUUGGACAGUUCGAAACAAAGAGCAAUUGGUCCGAAACCAAGUUGGACUUCACGAACCUCCAAACUAAAGCAGACAAAUCCGACAUAUAUGUACCCGAAAAGACUCUCCCCGUAGACACAGACUUCGAAACCCUCCACGAUUUGGAAGAAGAAUUCGAUGCCCAAAACUUUGACGAGUGCAAAUACGAAAUCAUAUCUACAGAUAGUCCCAAUAUAAUAUCUAGUGGAAGGUCGAAUACAAGGAAAAUCAACGCUGGCAGCUUCAUUUUUGGUGCUCCAUUGUCUGACAGUGAAACAUCCACAUCUUUUAACAAACCAACCACUUCUAGAGCUCUGGACUUUAAAAAUGAACGAACUAAAUCUACUAGAGUGUUAAAUUUCGAUGAAGACUUCGAAUUUACUUCUCCGAAGAAGACGCUGUCUGUGAAAAAGAGCUUAAAGUUCUCGGAGAGUCCAAAAUUGGAGAAAUCGAACAGUAUUACAUCAAUUAGUUCAAUAUCGAAGCGCUUAACCUCAGAAUCGGUGGAAAGUGGAUUCAUUUCGGAAUUUGAAGAGCCAUUUUUGGACAUAGAAGAAAUAUCAAGCUCGCCCAAAAUUUCGAACUUUAGUGAAUUACUCUCCGGUCAAAUUAAAGAUAGUUUUACGGAGAAAUUGAAAGUGCACAGGAGUUUGAGUUUCGAUCCGAGAGAGAAUAAUAAGAGAGUGAGUGAAGAAGAAAGUUCUAGUAGUAAGAGAUUGAAAUCUGAACAUGUUAAGAGGCCCGUCUUGCAACGUGCUUUUUCGGAAAAUAAUGCGUCGAUUAUGUCUGCUUUGGCAAGGUCUGCCUGCGAACCAGAUCUCAUCGGUGACUUCUCCCUACCCUUCGCAUUACCACUCACCACCGGAGACCAUGUAGACCUGAAGUCGAUAUCCUGUGAUACCCUCGCUGCUCUGAUCAGAGGAGAGUAUCAUGAGACUGUGCAUGAUUAUCAGGUAAUAGACUGCCGCUACCCCUAUGAAUAUGAAGGUGGCCACAUCCUCGGUGCCAAGAACCUGUACACGAAUGAUCAGAUCCUGGAGCUGAUGGAGGCUGUUCCGAUGAGGGAUGGCAGCAAACGGAGUAUCCUGGUGUUCCACUGUGAAUUCUCACUCGAGCGGGGGCCUAAAUUAUCCCGUUUCCUCCGUUCAACGGAUCGCGCACGUAACAAGGACAAAUACCCAUACUUACAUUACCCGGAAGUAUAUUUAUUACAUUCCGGAUAUAGAGCGUUCUUUUCCCGCCACCCGGAACUGUGCACGCCAACCGGAUAUACCGCCAUGUUGGAUCCGAAGCAUCGUCAAGAAUUGAGGUUACAUAGAGCGCCGAAGCGAAAGGCCUUCCGGUCUUUCCAGUAGACCGAAAAGACCGAGGUGGAGAGAAAUUUGAGUGGUUUAGGGUGUGUGGUGGUCUUUUCAGUAGACCGUUGUGGGAUGUUGUCUUUUGAGUAGACUGUAUAGUAUAAUGGUAUGUUGAGAAGACCACUGUGGAAGAGUUUUGAAUGGAAAGUGGUAUGUGAGAAUUGUAUUGGUCUUUUGAGUAGACCGUAAGAAUGAUUGUUAAGUUGAUUAUGUAAAAUGGUGGUCUUUUUGUUGAUAGACCAUUGUAUUGUAAAAUAUAUUUUGUGCUAGAGAAGAAUAGACUAAUGGUCUAUUAACUAUUUGCAUUGAAUAGACCACCAUUAAAUACUAGUACUGAAAGAUCUUGUGAUAACGGUCUUUUGAUAAACAAUUCUAAAAGACCGAUUUAUAGACUGUUGUAUAACGUUACUUGAAAAGACCAAAAGAAAAGAGUAAA